GUGGAGGCCCAGGUUUAUGCGGCUAAGGAUAACGCACCCGGGUCGACUCGAUUCGCUACGCUCGCUCAUGGAAUCCGGCCGCGGCGACCGCGUCCGGCGGCAGCUCCAAGCCGUGGGACGUGCCGCGGCGUACUUCGGCGGCGGCUUCCUCCUCCUCUCCACAGCAUCCACCGUCGCCGUACGCUCCCUCCGCUUUCUCUCCGAUACCAACCAGAGAAAAUUCGCGAUGCAGUGUGGUGCAUGCGAGGGGAAGGGAACCUACGGGUGCAGGCUCUGCAGGGGUAGCUCCACGGUCGAAUGGUCUCCGCUCUACGACCCGGUAUUCGUUAACCCGUGCAUCUGCCCUACUUGUGAUGGUACUAGGGUACAGCGGUGCUUGAAUUGCCUGGGCAAAGGCUAUGCAUGAAGGAACGCCUCUUUUUAUGGGUGGACUGUUUGCAUCAUCAUCGGUUUCUUUUGUUACCUCGUUGAAGUUUAGGUGUGUAUUCUUAGGAGGGGGUGCUAAAAGUGUUGGCAAGGGAGGCAUUGUAUUUUGCUCAUGGAAUGUACUUAAUUGAUUCUUGGCCAAAUUGUCCUGUUUGUGUUGAGAAACUUAGGAAUAAUUGAUGUUUCUGAACAAAAUGAACUAGUAUCAAGGUGCAAAUUAACCUCUGUUUUGAGUUAGAAGUUGUAGACUUGACCUCAGUUCAUUGAUUUUUCAGAUAAUGAGACUUUUAUAUAA
Molecule: messenger RNA, 721 nt
Organism: Hordeum vulgare subsp. vulgare (domesticated barley)
Lineage: Eukaryota; Viridiplantae; Streptophyta; Magnoliopsida; Poales; Poaceae
Exons: 3
Coding region: 17-406 (129 amino acids)
Source: RefSeq, a predicted model, not a curated record